AUGGGUAUUACAGAAAACGAACCCACACCUCUACGAUCCACGGAGGGAUGGAUCAUCAUUGUCGACAACCUACAUCCAGAAAUUAGUGAGGAGGAUCUCACAGACUUCUACAGCACAUACGGAGAUGUCCAGGUAGCCCACGUCAACCUGGAUCGAAGAACUGGUUACGCCAAAGGGUAUGCUCUCCUCCAGUUUGCCACCAAGGACGAUGCCGAUACAGCUAUUGCAGAGACUAACGGAGUUGAGUUUCUGGAGCACAACCUGGAGGUGUCGUUCGCCUUCCAUGAAGCAGACACCUCCAUUUCACAACAUCGAAUUCGUGGAUCUGAGAAUCGGAGCAGGAGUCCUGGACGAAGACGAUAG
Yarrowia lipolytica CLIB122 is the source of this 363-nucleotide messenger RNA. RefSeq lists its product as uncharacterized. Gene Ontology annotation, cellular component: exon-exon junction complex; cytoplasm; nucleus. Lineage: Eukaryota; Fungi; Ascomycota; Dipodascomycetes; Dipodascales. Gene Ontology annotation, molecular function: mRNA binding. The record is from RefSeq and is a predicted model, not a curated record. Gene Ontology annotation, biological process: RNA splicing.